AAAAAUAACGAAUCAUAAACCUUCUCUCUUCACUCCACCCAAUGAGUUGGUUAUCCGUUAUCCUCUUCUUCUUCUUCUACCUUUCACCAUGCCCCACGAAGAAACCCUAAUAUUAAUUCAACUAAUCUCAAAACCCAGAUCAUAUCAAUUUAUCUCCUUCUUCCUACCAAAUUAUAUUCUCUAGCUCAUCACCAUCGUUCUCAUGGAUUUUGAUGAUCAUGGACUCUGAUUUGCAAAGAAGACUUUCUGUAGGUACUGAUCCUGACAUCGACGAUCCUAGGUACACAAGUUUAAGAGAUAUUAUUUUGAAUUCACCACCAAGCCAAUCUGCUAUUCAAGAGGGGAGUGAAUUUGACUUGUCGAAGAUAACCAUUAGAAAUGAAUUGGUUAAAUUCGCAGCCUCUGCAUAUCUUCAGUCCGCGACAAUUCUUGUUCCCAGGAAUGAGAAUUACUUUGCUAAAUAUUGGUGGAAGCUAAGGAAUGACGCUGCUACAUCGUGUUCAUGUUGGAACGUUUACUUCAAGGAGCCUUUGAAGGCUUGUUUCCACCAAAUUUAUAGGUUUGUUUCGUAUUUAGGGGACGUUUGGAAUCGAAUAACAUGAAGUUAUACAUUGAUCUUCGUAUUAAUCAUGUUCCUGAGAUGGAUUUAUUUGUUGUUUUCUUUUACAAUGCCGACGGCCACUGUGAUUUGUAGA
Rubroshorea leprosula is the source of this 695-nucleotide messenger RNA. The record is from the annotation of a GenBank genome assembly. Lineage: Eukaryota; Viridiplantae; Streptophyta; Magnoliopsida; Malvales; Dipterocarpaceae.